GUUUCCUAGCCUUAGUUUUAUGAAUAAUAUUGAUAUUUGACCUUGAUAAAAUAGCUUAUAUCAGUAGAUUUAACAAAAAAAAAAUAAAAAAUUUUUUGGGAUGCUAAAUAUAGUUUUAUCUACAUUGUUUUAAAUUUAUAAAGUUACAAGUAGAUUGUCAUUACUGAAACUAAGCCAAGUGGUUCUUUUCGAUACUCGAAGAAUGUAUUUAAAAAGUUGCUGGUUAAUUUUGCUUUUUGCACUUUUAAAAGCCAAAUGUCAAAGUUUGCAAAGUGUAAGUGAUGAUGAAUUGUUACAAUUUAUAAAAGAAGAAGAAAAGCUUAUAGUAUUAUUCUCAAAACAAAAUUGUGUUAUGUGUGACAAAUUUGAAAAAACACUUGACAGUUUGUAUGAAGAUUUUCAGAAGCACUUAAAUGCUGAAACUAUAAAAGCAGUAAAUAGUCAUUUAGCUAGACUGUAUUGUCCAACUAAGGAGCCAGCAAUUGUUUUCUUUAGACAUGGUGUUCCUUUAUUAUAUGAUGGUGAAGCGGAUGAAAAUGAGGUUUAUGGAUUUUUGGAAAAGAAUCAGUCACCAGCAGUUAAGGAAUUAACAGAUAAAAUAUUUGAACAUAUGACUCAAGCUGCGACGGGUGCCACCACAGGGGAUUGGUUUGUUAUGUUCUACGGUGCAUCUUGUGUGGAAUGUCAAAGAUUACAUGCAGUUUGGGAAGGCGUUGGUGCCACAUUACGUGGCAGGAUUAAUGUUGCCAGGAUGGAUGCUAACUUAGCGGGUCUUAAUACUGCUAAACGUUUUAAAGUUAAGAAGCUGCCAGCAUUUCUAUUUUUCCGUUUAGGCAAAGUAUACAGAUAUGAUUUGCCCAAAAAUGAUAUUAAGUCAUUUGUUACAUUUGCACAAGACUGGUAUAAAAAUUCAAAGGCUGAAGCUGUACCUCUACUUUCAUCACCAUUUGAUGAAUUGGUUGAUUGGUGUGUGGAGAUGAUAAGGUAUAGCAUUGCUUUUGGACUGGAAAUAUUGGCAAAAUAUCCAUGGAUUUGGCAAAUAGGUGUUGUUGGUUUUGGUUUAGUGGCUAUUACAGCUCUCAUUGCAAUUAUAAAGGCUGGAAAAUCUAAAACAAAAGAUGUUAAAAAAGACAAACAGACGCAAAGCAAGAAGAGCAAAUGAAACACUCAAUAUUAAAACAAUAUAUUUUAAAAUAGUUAAAACUAGUGCUUUUUUUUCAUAUUGCAUUUUAUUCAUCCGUCCACAUUAUUUGUUAUAUAUGAAGCAUGGUUUAUUAUUUAAAUUUUGGGUUUAAAUAUAUUUUAUGUGUAUUUUUUGUAAUACUUAAUAAUGAGACCAUAUCUAAACUUUGAGUAAUGGGUAACCCAUUACUUAAAGUUUAGGUGAAGAUUUUGUACUUUUAUAGUAAAUAAACAGAUUAUAUAAUUACUU
Molecule: messenger RNA, 1432 nt
Organism: Nymphalis io (European peacock)
Lineage: Eukaryota; Metazoa; Arthropoda; Insecta; Lepidoptera; Nymphalidae
Product: thioredoxin domain-containing protein
Exons: 6
Coding region: 203-1162 (319 amino acids)
Source: RefSeq, a predicted model, not a curated record